Wyeomyia smithii (pitcher-plant mosquito) is the source of this 2107-nucleotide messenger RNA. RefSeq lists its product as uncharacterized. The transcript has 3 exons. The coding region runs from base 40 to 2052 and encodes 670 amino acids. NCBI's taxonomy places the organism in Eukaryota, Metazoa, Arthropoda, Insecta, Diptera, Culicidae. The record is from RefSeq and is a predicted model, not a curated record.
AAAAUUUGCCAUUCCUUGUUGAACCUCGAAGCUCUAAAGAUGGGUUCGAAGCGAAAUCGUUUGAAGCACCUGGCGUUGCAGCUACUGGCGGUGGCUGCCGUUCUGGUAGUUGCCGAAGCCGCCAGUAUUGACCAGAAAGCGACUGGAAACCUUCCAGUGUUGGUGUUCCGUAGGAAGCCGGAAAUGCCACUCCGGUCGGCUCAAGGUGGCAAAUUCCAGGACCGAUACUGUGCAGCAUUCCGGGUGGCCGAGAAAAGUUUUAUCACGUCAGCUCAUUGCCUAGCAACCGGUCAAAAGGAUAUGCCACCAACCGAUGUUCUCGAAUUUGAUGAUACUCAAACCGGCUUAAUCUAUGAUACCAUACAACAUCCGGAGUACAACCUGCAAGAUGGAAAAGGGGACGUGGCACUCUUCAGUUAUGAUGGUAGCGCGAUGGGCUACAACGCUGAUUUUCUAACCUUGACCUCAUCGGAAAUUCCCAAAGAGAUGUGUAGUGUGUAUGUGAUGGAUGAUUCUUUUAAAUGGAAAACAUUGACUCCAACGACUCAUUGCUCGAAGAAACCGACUAAGGACAAAGUGUGUUACAGGGUUGAUUCUCACAUUGACGGAGUGGAUUUUGCCGUUCUUUGCAACAGAGGAACUGUAGUUCAAGCCAUAUAUCACCAACGUUACGGUAACGAGAUUCACUUCUCAGAUUGUUUGAAAGCACGCUGCUGGGAAUUAAUUCAAUCUGCUAAACGACCCAAGAGACAAGAUACAACCACGCCUGCAACUGCAGCAGCACCGGGGGCUGAUGCGGCCGGGGGUGUAACUACACCAGCACCAGCAGAGGGUGCAGUUACACCUGCACCUGCAGGAGGUGCGGCUACACCAGCACCUGCAGCCACCGCUUCCGGGUCAAUUGACCCCGGCGCAGUUCCCCUUCCUCCACCCAAUCAGAUAUUCCCGAAUAUGCCACUUAAUUUCCCUUACCCUGAUCUACCACUAGCUACAGGGCCACCGCUUCCUACCAAACCGAACAGGCGAGUUUAUUACCAGAACCCUUAUCCCGGUUCACCUACGAGCUCCAUGCAGGAACCGGAAAUUCCGGAACUAGAUCCCAACGACCCUUCGGUACCUCCUCUGGUGAUAGUUCCUAAAGUACGAGCUGAAGGCACUUCAUACGUUGACUACGCAGUUGAAGGACCGACUUAUAAAACUCCUGCUGGAUAUGAGUUGAAACCUGGUCGAAAGCCCAGUGACGCACGUGAGUUUACAGUUGAACCCAGUGAUGAACUCACUACAGAUCCCAGCGCCCCAGUAUUGCCACCUGCUGAAGCAGUCUCCGAAGAACCAACAAAUACUCCGUUCCCCACCGCGCCAAUGGGAGAUUUUCCUGUCGACUCUGAACCAACGCCGGGUGAAAAUGAAAUAGCAUUACCUGCGGUACAACAACCGAUGGAGAAUAUUGCAAAUUAUGGGUACGCUCCUGAAGAUUGGCGUUUUCAAGUUACACGAAAACCUCACGCGAAAUGCCCCACCGUAGCUGGGCGUAAAACUUGUAAUGAAAACCAGCGUCCGCCUUAUCCAACCAUACCUAUACAGAUACCUUCGGGUCCUAGGCCUUAUUACACUGAACAGUACUCUCCUGGUGCUAAUGAAAUACCAGCUGCGCGGCAACCGUAUCCAGCAGUACCGAAUCGUUGUAGACAAUGCGCAGGCCAGCAGCAAUGCCGACAAUGUCCCAGACCGUAUGGAGGCCAGCUUCCUUCCUGGCCAGUGCCGAUGCCAGAUCGAGUAGCUCCAGGACAGAAACCUCCUGGUGAAUGGCCUCCUUCCGGGCCUGGAGCGUUUCCAGGACAGGGUGCAUCCUAUUCGGGUUCUGGCCAACCUGGACAAGUUGUGGAUCCUUGGGAAAUUGCAGCGCAGAAAGCUGAACAAGAGAGAGUACCCACUCGAGCAGCGAAGGGUCGCAGCCGCAAAAGACAGGAUGAGGAAGCAAGUAGUGGUCAAGGCCGCGGCAUCUCGAUGGGGACAAUGUUGUUUGUUUAUAUGGUUAGCAUUUUAUUCUAACAAGUUUUGAAGAAAAAUUUUCCCGUUCGAGUAUAAUAAAAUAUAGAAAACAUGA